AAAAAAGUCAAAACCCCUAAAAACCUGCACUUUCAAUUAGCUUCAAUCUUCUUUCUUUCUUUCUUCUUCUUCUUCCUCAGCCAAGAAAACGAAAAAAAAAAAAUGGCUCCCACACCAUCUUCUUCUUCGAAAUUAAGCCAAACCCAUAUGAGAACACCCCAAUCGAAGCAGCAUUUAAACUUCUCGUCAACACGAAACAACCCCCAACACCCAUCUCCUAACCCAAACUCCAUUGCAGCCAAAGAAAACCCACCAGGGGAACACCCAGUUGAAGUCAUCGGCAGAAUAAGAAACUAUCCUGGUGACCAGAAAGACAAAAACCCCAUCCCGUUUCUCCAUAUCAAUCCUGAUAACAACACUCUCCGUGUCCGGGCUGAUAUAGGGUACCGGGACUUUUCCCUGGAUGGGGUUUCUUCUUCCGAGGAAGAAGAUCUCGAUGCUUUUUAUAAGAAAUUCAUUGAGUCGAGGAUCAAUGGGGUGAAAAUGGGGGCUAAGUGUACUGUUAUGAUGUAUGGCCCAACUGGUUCAGGGAAGAGUCAUACUAUGUUUGGGUGUCCAAAGCAACCUGGGAUUGUUUAUAGGUCAUUGAAAGGUAUAUUGGGAGAACCUGGAGAGGGUGAGAAUGGAGGGGAAAGAUUGGGAAUUGGGACUUUUGUUCAAGUCACUGUUUUGGAGAUCUAUAAUGAGGAAAUUUAUGAUCUUUUGUCAACUAAUGGAGGUGGAGGUGGAUUUGGAUUUGGAUGGCCUAAAGGUGGCAAUGGAUCUAAGGCGAAACUAGAAGUAAUGGGAAAGAAGGUUAAGAAUGCAAAUUUCAUAUCUGGGAAUGAAGCUGGAAAGAUUUCAAAAGAGAUUCAGAAAGUAGAGAAGAGACGAAUUGUGAAAAGCACUCUCUGCAAUGAAAGGAGUUCUCGAAGUCACUGCAUGAUAAUCCUUGAUGUUCCUACCGUUGGAGGAAGAUUAAUGCUUGUGGACAUGGCAGGUUCCGAAAAUAUCGAUCAAGCAGGUCAAGUUGGAUUUGAAGCAAAAAUGCAGACAGCAAAGAUAAAUCAGGGAAACAUAGCACUGAAGAGAGUUGUUGAAUCCAUUGCAAAUGGAGAUUCUCAUGUGCCCUUCAGAGAUAGUAAGUUGACAAUGUUGCUACAGGACUCUUUUGAGGAUGAUCAAUCAAAGAUUUUAAUGAUACUUUGUGCAAGUCCAGAUCCUAAGGAGAUACACAAGACAGUUUGCACCCUUGAAUAUGGAGCAAAAGCAAAAUGUAUCGUCCGCGGUCCACAUACACUGACCAAGGACAAAAAUGAAGAUUCAUCAUCUGCUGCUCUUUUAGGAUCCAGGCUAGCAGCAAUAGAUCAGUUUAUUCAUAAACUACAGAUGGAGAACAAGCUCAGAGAAAAAGAGAGAAAUGAGGCACAUAAAGAGCUCUUAAAGAAAGAAGAAGAAGCGGUGGCGCUAAGAGCACUUGUGGAAGGGAAGGGUGCUUCUGGGGCAACUGAAGAAGAAAUCAAUGCGAAGAUAAAUGAGCAGGCACUGAUAUUAAAACUUGAGUUGGAGAAGAAACUAGACAAAUGCAGGCGGAUGGCUGAAGAGUUGGUUGAAAUGGAAAGGAGAAGAAUGGAAGAAAGGAUACUGCAACAGCAAGAAGAAGUCGAGAUGCUAAGAAGGCGGUUGCAGGAAAUCGAGUUUGAGUUAUGCUGUUCGAGGGAUGGAAGAAAUGCUGAGGAGAAUGAGGCAAAGGAAUUGGAUAGUGGAAGCAGCAACUUUGCUAAAAGGCUAAUUGGGAUAUAUGGUGAUGAGAUCCCAGGGAUGGUUAAGUCAAUGGACCUUGACAUGGGUGAUCCAGAACCAGUUAUGCAUGACAGUAGUGGUAUUCAUCCUGAUGGUUUUGCUCCACAGUUCGGUCCUAAAACAGGUCUGAGCACUGUAUAUGAGGAAGAAGAAAUCGAAGAAGACGAGGAACAAAAAGAGAAUGAGGAAGAUGAAGUAGUGGAGAAAUUGAUAAUAGAGGAAAAGAGGGUGUGCUCAAGUGAGAUAGUUAAUGAUUUGAGGCCUAAACAGUCGGAUUCCGAUACAGCCUCUUCGAGACUAUUAAGAAUUCAGAACAUCUUUACACUCUGUGGGAACCAAAGAGAGCUUACUCAACAAAUCAGCACUGAAACACCUACCAAACCAAUGGCUGAAACCAUUGAUCAUAAUUGGUCCCAAGUGAAAAGUUUGGACAAGGAAAACUCACCACCUGGUUUAAUGGCAGCAUGCUUGAAAGAGAAAGAAACCCCCUACAAUGACUUCACAGAUGCCCAGAUUGAAGUCUAUGUAAAAUGGGAAGCAUCCAAGGAAAUUCCUGGAAAGUUUAUCACAACAUUAAAGGUUGUGAAAGAUGCAACACUUGCUGAUCUGAGGAAGUUGAUUGAGAUCUAUCUUUCUGCAGAUAAUCAAGCUUUCACUUUUCUAUUGCUUGGGCCGGAUCUGGCCGAGGCACCGGUGAAGAAAGAGAAUGAAGGCACUGUCAAGGCUAGCAAGCUUCCACUCUGCAGCAACGGUUAUAUGGCAUGCUUGAGGCCAGCAAAGGGUCUGCAGAUAACAAAUCAUCUCCCUCUGAGAUCACUACGAUUGACUCCCAUGGAAAACAAGCUUCCACUCACCCCCAACAAUUCGAUUCUUGCAUAAGGUGAUGACUUAUCGACUCACACUCAGUGAGUCCCACUUCCUACUAGGAUGGACGUUAGGUCGUAUUUGUUCAGAUGAAGAAGUGUUGAAUGAAAAUGCAGCCAUGAGUAUAUUAUUCAUAUGUACUCUUACCUGGUACCUUUGAUUAUGGAUUGCCCUUCCUCAAUUGCCUUUCAUUAUGAAUAUUGAGAAACAUUCUUAAGACAUGGGAUGGGAAAACACUCCAACUGACAACUGUUUAUGUCUAUUUUAUGGUUCAUGUUCGGGUUUCGGGGUUGCUCUUUCCAUCAAUGUCUAUCUCCGAGGCCUAAACAUGCAUUCUUUCUUUGAGAGUGCAAAACCACUGCAUCUAA
Molecule: messenger RNA, 3014 nt
Organism: Gossypium arboreum
Lineage: Eukaryota; Viridiplantae; Streptophyta; Magnoliopsida; Malvales; Malvaceae
Product: kinesin-like protein KIN-10A
Exons: 6
Coding region: 103-2661 (852 amino acids)
Biological process (GO): microtubule-based movement
Cellular component (GO): microtubule; kinesin complex
Molecular function (GO): microtubule binding; microtubule motor activity; ATP hydrolysis activity
Source: RefSeq, a predicted model, not a curated record